Molecule: messenger RNA, 876 nt
Organism: Penicillium canariense
Lineage: Eukaryota; Fungi; Ascomycota; Eurotiomycetes; Eurotiales; Aspergillaceae
Product: lipid-binding SYLF domain-containing protein
Exons: 1
Coding region: 1-876 (291 amino acids)
Molecular function (GO): phosphatidylinositol binding
Source: RefSeq, a predicted model, not a curated record
AUGUCUGCGUGGGAAAAGACAAAGCGCUAUUCGAAGAAGGGCUUCGACAAAGCAUGGGAUACGGUCGACAAACUGGGCCCCCCCGUCAAUCGCUUGUCGAAUAAAUUAGGCGCCGAAGCCUUCUGGCCGAUGCAAAUUGAUAAAGAGAGCGACAAAGCCGCCCGCAUCCUGCGCAGUUUCUGCAAGGAUGGCUUCUAUGCCCCCGAAUCCGAAUCAACGACAGAUGAGAAUGGCAAGAUUAAUCGGCCCAAGGGCAAGCAACGGGUGAUCAAGAAAAUCCCCGCGAAGGUCAUCAAAAAUGCCAAGGGCCUUGCCAUCUUUACCACGAUGAGAACCGGUCUCUGGGUCAGUGGCUCGGGAGGCAGUGGCGUGCUGCUGGCUCGGAUUCCCGAAACGGGUGAAUGGAGUCCGCCCUCCGGCAUCAUGCUUCACACGGCCGGUAUUGGGUUUCUGGCGGGAGUGGACAUCUAUGAUUGCGUCGUGGUGAUCAACACGUACAAGGCGCUCGAUGCAUUCAAGAAGGUGCGCUGCACCCUCGGCGGCGAAGUCAGUGCCACAGCUGGUCCGGUGGGGAUGGGUGGCGUUCUCGAAUCGGAAGUCCAUAAACGUCAGUCCCCGAUUUGGACCUAUAUGAAGAGCAAGGGUCUCUAUGCUGGUAUUGCCGUGGAUGGAACCAUUAUUAUUGAGCGAACCGACGAGAACGAGAAGUUUUACGGUGAACGCAUCUCGGUGACCGAUAUUUUGGCAGGAAAGGCUCGCCAUCCCCCGGACUCGAUCCAGACGCUUCUCCAGACCAUCAAAGCGGCUCAGGGCGACGUGGACGUGGAUGAGAGCUUGGUUCCACCCCCGGAGAAACCCCCGGUGAUCUGGACGUGA